AUGUGUUUGAGCCACUUGGAAAAUAUGCCUUUAAGUCAUUCAAGAACUCAAGGAGCUCAGAGAUCAUCCUGGAAGCUGUGGCUCUUUUGCUCAAUAGCUAUAUUCCUUUUUCUUUGCUCCUUCAGUUGGCUAAUCUUUAUUUUUCUCCAACUAGAGACUGCUAAAGAGCCCUGUAUGGCUAAGUUUGGACCAUUACCCUCAAAAUGGCAAAUGGCAUCUUCUCAACCUCCUUGCGUGAAUAAGGUGUCUGACUGGAAGCUGGAGAUACUUCAGAAUGGCUUAUAUUUAAUUUACGGCCAAGUGGCUCCCAAUGCAAACUACAAUGAUGUAGCUCCUUUUGAAGUACGGCUGUAUAAAAACAAAGACAUGAUACAAACUCUAACAAACAAAUCUAAAAUCCAGAAUGUAGGAGGGACUUAUGAAUUGCAUGUUGGGGAUACCAUAGACUUGAUAUUCAACUCUGAGUAUCAGGUUCUAAAAAAUAAUACCUACUGGGGUAUCAUUUUACUAGCAAAUCCCCAAUUCAUCUCCUAGAGACUUGAUUUGAUCCC
Molecule: messenger RNA, 551 nt
Organism: Macaca mulatta (Rhesus monkey)
Lineage: Eukaryota; Metazoa; Chordata; Mammalia; Primates; Cercopithecidae
Gene: TNFSF18
Product: TNF superfamily member 18
Biological process (GO): tumor necrosis factor-mediated signaling pathway; T cell proliferation involved in immune response; regulation of T cell proliferation
Cellular component (GO): cell surface
Molecular function (GO): tumor necrosis factor receptor superfamily binding
Source: RefSeq, marked provisional